Knipowitschia caucasica is the source of this 1218-nucleotide messenger RNA. NCBI's taxonomy places the organism in Eukaryota, Metazoa, Chordata, Actinopteri, Gobiiformes, Gobiidae. The record is from the annotation of a GenBank genome assembly.
AUGUGUUUGUGGUCGAGCCCCAGAGCCACGUUUAGACUGACUGCUCGUUACGGAGUCUGUGCUCGUUACGGAGUCAGUGCUCGUUACGGAGUCUGUGCUCGUUACGGAGUCUGUGCUCGUUACGGAGUCAGUGCUCGUUACGGAGUCAGUGCUCGUUACGGAGUCAGUGCUCGUUACGGAGUCAGUGCUCGUUACGGAGUCAGUGCUCGUUACGGAGUCAGUGCUCGUUACGGAGUGUGUGCUCGUUACGGAGUGUGUGCUCGUUACGGAGUGUGUGCUCGUUACGGAGUCUGUGCUCGUUACGGAGUCAGUGCUCGUUACGGAGUCAGUGCUCGUUACGGAGUCUGUGCUCGUUACGGAGUCAGUGCUCGUUACGGAGUCAGUGCUCGUUACGGAGUGUGUGCUCGUUACGGAGUCUGUGCUCGUUACGGAGUCUGUGCUCGUUACGGAGUCUGUGCUCGUUACGGAGUCUGUGCUCGUUACGGAGUCUGUGCUCGUUACGGAGUCUGUGCUCGUUACGGAGUCUGUGCUCGUUACGGAGUCUGUGCUCGUUACGGAGUCUGUGCUCGUUACGGAGUCUGUGCUCGUUACGGAGUCUGUGCUCGUUACGGAGUCUGUGCUCGUUACGGAGUCUGUGCUCGUUACGGAGUCUGUGCUCGUUACGGAGUCUGUGCUCGUUACGGAGUCUGUGCUCGUUACGGAGUCUGUGCUCGUUACGGAGUCAGUGCUCGUUACGGAGUCUGUGCUCGUUACGGAGUCUGUGCUCGUUACGGAGUCUGUGCUCGUUACGGAGUCAGUGCUCGUUACGGAGUCUGUGCUCGUUACGGAGUCUGUGCUCGUUACGGAGUCUGUGCUCGUUACGGAGUCUGUGCUCGUUACGGAGUCUGUGCUCGUUACGGAGUCAGUGCUCGUUACGGAGUCUGUGCUCGUUACGGAGUCUGUGCUCGUUACGGAGUCAGUGCUCGUUACGGAGUCAGUCACAUCGCACCGUGGAGUGGGCGCUUCUAUUCACUCUGGGACACGGGUUAUGCUAAGAUCCACAUCCCGAUCAUUGCCUCGGUGUCGGAGCACCAGCCGACCACGUGGGUUUCCUUCUUCUUCGACCUCCACAUUCUCGUCUGUACGUUUCCCGCCGGGCUCUGGUUCUGCAUCAAGAACAUCAACGACGAGAGAGUUUUUGGUGAGAACCAACAACACGCUUCAGAAUCUGUGUUUUAG